GUGCUUUCGACUGAGCCAUGCUUCCGUAAAGCGCUGCGGUUUUGGCGGAUCAGCUCUCGUUCUGUUUGCUACUCCUAUUGACCCCCCAAAACAAACAAACAAACCAGCAAACCUUAGCAUAAUAAUUAUCAUAGAUCUGCAAGGGCGAAAUACGAUGAGUUUUGGGUAUCGCGGAUUGCAGCGCAGCGACCGUCUUCUCCCGCUGGAGUCGUCGGAGGUUCUCGCGGCGACCGAUUGCUUUCGCCUGCACGUACUGGACGAUGAAUGCGAUGUUAGGUUGCACGAGCACGUGUCGUUCUAUUGGGAUCAGCAGCGGGAUUAUCAGGCCUACCAGCGGCGACUGUUGCGGCAGGUGCGCUCCACGAAAGGCCCCGUACGCUUCGUGGGGUUUCCGCAGGUUCGAACGCCACAGACGGCAGGCGAGCACGACAGGUCGUCCGCUUCCGCAGCUGCGCCCAACGUCCAUGCUCAUGGUCACGACGCCGGCACUACAUCAGCCACACAAGGCAGAGACACCGUUCUCGUUGCUUCUGCACCGCAGAGUGCACCACCCUCCCACGCCAGCGACAGCGCCGACGACGCAGUGGCGGAAUCCAUGUGGACACCGCCCCGCUCGCUGGCUGCAUGGAACUGGGUGCGCCUGGUUGCACCCUACGAACGCCUGCUGUGUCCCUCGUUGCUCUUCAGUGCGCUGCUGUCCCCCGCUGUUGGGGGUAGCAACACGUCGCUACUGUACGGCACACAGCCUCCUUCUUCCUCUUCUUCGUCAUCCCCGGUAAGCUCCUUGCGUUCUCAACCGUGCGUUACGGCAAAGUGGAGCACACAAACGUGUCGCACGCUGUGGGCGCUGCACGACACCGCUGCCGCUGCAUCGCUCCCCGCGCAAGAGGUGUACGUGCUGUGUGCAGGGACGCUGCUGUACCUGGACGUGGUGAUCACCUCCGGCAAAGUGUGGGAUGAACUGGAGGGGCUGUGGGGGAAAGAUUGGAUGGCUCUACAAGACGACAGCUCCCCAGCAACUGCAGACAAGAGCAGUACAUCGCACAGCACCAAGGAUGAGGAUAGCGCAUUUGACUCACAGGUCAACUCGCUCACUGCGUUCAAGGCCAACCUCUCCCAGCCACCACAGACCUACGCUUCGCUUGUGCAACACGUCCGCAUCCUCUUGGAGGCCCUCCUGUUUGUUGCCCCAGCUAUCGAGGGAGGCGCCCACGCAACCUCCGCUACGUUGUCCGCUAUCCAAAAAGCUUCCCUUUCAUCUCCCCAGCCGCUCCUCCCGUGGCUGCUGGCAGCCGCCGAGGCGGAGGAGUGGACUGCGUUCACCAACCCUAACACAGCCACCAACCCAUCGUCCCCGUCUGUCUCCUCUUACACCGACCACAACGCACGACACACGUCUGCGGUGGCCCAGGUAUUGAAACUGGCGGUGCGGGAAUGGCUGUCGCGCAGAGGCACCACCGUCAGCGCCGCCGCCCCGACAGGCAGCCGCGCCGUAUCGUUGCCCAUGCGGGACCUGUGUGUUUCUCGCGGGUCGCCGCAGCUGAGCCGCUACCCGACUACGAACGCGCCGGCUGCGACACGGCCGCGGCAAGCGAAUUCGAAAUCCGCUGACACGACAGGAAGCACAGGCGAACUGGAGAACAAUGAGAACAGCGGCAUCAGAAGCAGUGGCGGUGAUAGCGGCGGCGCUGGGCGUGAGUUGAGUUUAUCGAGUCCGACUGCCGAUGUGGGUAGCGGUGUGGGAGCAGCGGCCUCGUCACCGUCUUCAACCUCGGUGCAGCCCUUCGCUUUCGAAGCCUUUGAGCCGCAUGACACGCCACGUGCGCAGCAUCCAUUUUCGCUGCCGCCUUUACCGCAAGAUCCGGCCUUUCUCGUGUUCCUCGUCGUGUGGCGACGAACGCUGCGGCGGUGCGUGCUAGAGAGGAACGUGGCGCGGCAGCAGCUGCGACAGGUCAUCCUUGGCCAGGCCGGUCAGCGCUGCGAGGAGCUCUUAAAAAUGGCACGCCAGAAGCACCGCACGACACCGCUGACACCAUUGUCCACGCAAGGCGAAGCCGCCGUUGUGCGCUCGAACGCGGGCAUCCAAGGCGUCAAGGGAAAAGACGGAAAGCCGUCUAGUGAUACAUCUAUCAAAGCAGCGCCUCUUCACACCUCAUCAGACUCAUCCAUAUCGCCCUCUCCUCCUUCGCUGCUGGCGGCCGCAGCAACGAAGCCACCUUCUUCGCCUUCUGCCCCAACCGUUGUACAACCAACGCCUCUGGCACCACCAGCGCAGCCGCUGCGGCUUCUCACGAACAAUCCAGCUGCGACGUCGUUUCGCGUACGCGGCCCCCGCUCAGGGGAGUGGCUGACAAGCCGCACCCGGGCAUGGAGUGGCUUUCGCGGGGAGCUCUUUCGGUGUGUGGGCAGCCCGCCUCCUCCCCCGACGCCGUCCCCUGCGUUGACGACUCCACUCGGCGAGCCGCACGGUUCGCCCUCUACUCGCCCGCGACUCCGAUCCUCGCGUGUCGCCCAACCCCGAGCGGAGAUCUACUCCACUUCGUCCGAGUUGCUCUUGGAACCGUUUGUGGACGGAGCGCUGGAGCUAGACAGCAGCACGCGCUCUUCGCCCUCCGCGUCAGCGACGAAUGCCGCCACCGCUGACCCGCUCACGACGGAGGAGCUGGCGGACCGGUUGUGUCGACUCGGUGCCGCGCUGCCCUGCUACGCCACCGAAAUCUCCGGCGAUCGCCUGCGCCCCGCCGACGCGGACUUUGCGCGCGACGUACUCCAGCAGCAAUGUCUGCCGCUCUUCUUGGCCUGCAAGCGCCGCGGCAUCCAGCAGUGGUGCCUGCGUGGGUGGCUGAGAGGGUUGGUCCUCACCUUGUUGGACAACAGCGGCACGGAGUCGCGUGUUGCGACGCCGGCGAAGCUGCUGCAGAUGAGCAAGCAGCAGCUCGCUGCGGCGAUGGGUGGCGCAGACACCACCGACACCACCGCGGCGCUGCGGAUGCUGCUGGAGGGCGGCCUGAGUGAGGUGGUGGCCUUCCUCGAGUACGUGCAGAAACGGAAGGAGCGAACGCUGCGGUGGCUGUCGGUGCGGCGGGAGUCCGCUGGUGGGACGGCGACCGCCUUUUCUUCGAGUUUCCCAACGUCGCUGUCGACGUGCUCGGCCGUGGAGGCGUUGCUGCUGCGUCGGGCGGAAGAGAGCGCCAUCUUCAGCAUUUUCCAGUGUCACCCAGAGGCGGUGGCGUUGAGUGGGUGCGGGGUGCAGCGCCUUGCCUUGUACGCCAAUGCACACAAGGGCCGGUCGUUGGCGCUGCUCGUGCGCACCUGCGGGGUGGUGGUGGAGUGGGAUAUGCAGGACUGCUACGCGCCGCCGCGGCACCGACGUCUCCGUGUGCCAAAGCGAAUGACGACACAGGAAAGGCGGAAGUCGGCAUCAGGCGUCGUGAACGGCGACGAGGCACCGCCGGCCGAGAUCGGCACCGCUGUCGAGCGACUGACACUGCGGCACGUGCGUGGGAUGCUGCAGUACUACUGUCGUGCGUUGGUGUCGUCGUCGCCGUCUGCGGCGCAGAAAGGAGUGGGUGCGACGACAUCGAAUACGACAACACGCUCUCCUGGGAGGGCGGCACCCGCGUCUUCACCUACGCCAGCGCCGGCAGCAUCGAUGCCCGACACGUCUUCUUCCUCUCCGACGCCGUCCACAGGAACCAAACGCCCGCGCGAUGACAACGAGGGGAGCGAAGACCCCUUACCGAAAACGACGGCUGAUGCUACUGCUGCAGCGCGCAGUAACGCCCUUCCGACAGCCAAGGAAGAGGACUCUCCUCACACCAAACCGGAAGAAGAGAGGGACACGACCAAGACGGAUGACAGUGGGGGCGGAGCGGCGCCGGAUCAGUCCCCUUCGCAGCCCUCGACAGUCGCAGAGAUGGCCCUUGAGCGAACGACUUUGUUCCCCGUCGAUCGAGCAGUCGUUCUCUUUGUUCUGCGCCACCAUCCGCAGUACUACACGCACGUCGUGGGGUGUGGGGUGAAGGAAGUGUACGUCGCCCUCGGCUCCACCUCCGCCGAUGCUGCCGUUGCGGCUACGACGGAGACGGAGGCGAAUUCGACUGGUGCAGCUCCCGCUGAAGAUAAUGAAGCUGCAUCGAAAGCCUUUUCUCCUCAAGCGGACCCUGACGAUCGCGCGUCUAUGCUCGCCACAGCGGCGCAUCCAAGCACCGCUUCAACAUCGCCACCAAGACCCACCUCUGGCGCUGUUUCGAAGCCGGUCCUGGUGGUGGAGCGUGUUUGCGGACAGCACGUAGGGGUGGACAUCGAGGCGUGCUACAUUCAACGUGAUGGCGGAUGUACCCUGCGUCCUCGCGUCAUGCUCGUGUAG
Molecule: messenger RNA, 4369 nt
Organism: Leptomonas pyrrhocoris
Lineage: Eukaryota; Euglenozoa; Kinetoplastea; Trypanosomatida; Trypanosomatidae
Exons: 1
Coding region: 155-4369 (1404 amino acids)
Source: RefSeq, a predicted model, not a curated record